Phytophthora infestans T30-4 is the source of this 231-nucleotide messenger RNA. RefSeq lists its product as uncharacterized. The transcript is spliced from 2 exons. Lineage: Eukaryota; Oomycota; Peronosporomycetes; Peronosporales; Peronosporaceae. The record is from RefSeq and is a predicted model, not a curated record. The coding region runs from base 1 to 231 and encodes 76 amino acids.
AUGAAGGAAGGGUCCUUCCGCAGCGAGAAGGAGAACGUGGACGAGGAUAUUCUGCAGUGUGGCAAGGGACCAUUCGCUGUGGAGGUGGACAUCAUGCAGCCCAUUGACCCAGAUAAGGCGCCAAAGGUUCACGUGCCUCCGCUCAACCACAUUAGACGGUGGAUUGACGAUCUUCCAGCGUGUGCCCCGGACAGCAUCAUCAAGGCUUUCGAAGCUAUCAAGGAAAAAUAG